CUGGAUUUAGAGUUAGUUUGAACGAAUGGCCAUGCCGCGUGUGUCUGAUACUUAUCGAUGCAGAGGUAGAGGAAUGUUGUGGUGACUUUCAGAGUGUAGUGUCAGCGAGUGGAGGAAGUUCGUGUGCUAGAAGAUAAAGGUUAUUAAUAUUUGCCUCAUCGUGUAGUAUGAAAUGCAAACUCAAAGUCACAAAACAACAUGACGAUCAGGAUGAGGAUCAUGGUGACAGUGACAGUCACUAAGAAAUUAUUAUAUAUAACAAGACUACACCAGCUACAGCAACAGCAACACAGCUAGUUGUACAACAACAGGAACUGUUCAUCCUUAGAUAGAAGUCCAAGUGAAGAAAAAAUGCCACCUCCGUCGCCUCCAGUGCCGCGUGAUGGGGAUGCAACUACAGGCCUCACAGACCUCCAGCGUCUUGUUCGGACAGAUCCGAGUGUUGUCGACGACAUCCUGCAGUAUUCCAUCCACACUAUUAAGGGUUGUUAUAGUCAAUUGACUUCAGAAGUAUCGAACUAGCGGCAACUCUAUCAUGACUACCCUCUAUAGAAGAAAGAUCCAGAAAACCAGCAUCCUCUCUGAUGUAUCUAUAUUUAUAAUGUAUGUUAAGGCUAUGGCUAACAGUAGCACGAAGUAGAUAGUGUCCUUUUCUGUGGUUGUGGGUUUAUUUGGUGAACCGGUACCCCAUUGCGAAUAAACCUGCGCGCACAACCAUAGAGCUGAGCACUCACUGGAGGCGUUGCGCAGGGCUCCGGCCUGCCUUCGAAGGUGAGACCUCUGGGGCUGACCUGACAGGACCACGACGGCGCCGGCGCUUAGUUAGUAGUAGAUAAGUUCUUGCCUGACUUUUCUUUUUUCGGUUUUUGUUUUUUCUAGUUAGAUAUGCUCCACCAACAUUAUUACUGAUGGGGCUGGUAGUAUGUACGCACCUGGGGACCUUAGGCGUUCCCUGGCGGUACUUCCCAUCCAUCGGAGGUUUCGCCUCCCAACGUCCGCUUUCCCUAAAUCACUGCGUAGACCUCACGCAUCCUAUAUUUUGCAAAUCGUCCGGUUCUUUUUUAACAUAAAACACGAGCGCGGCAACAUCCAUCAUUGGGAUGCUGUAGGUGAUGACGCUCACAGCGGCAUGCGUUUGGGCUCUGGAGGAAGGGGCGCGGAGUUGGUGUUAAGCGUAUAUCCAUGGUCGUAGUUUUGUAGCAUGUGACGGGUCGCGGAUUCUGUGAUAGAUUUUAUGUAUCAACUACGGCGCAAAGGAUCCGCGGCAGACCUAUGGGCUUGCAACUUUGACGCUAGUGAGUGUCUUGGGUAUUCUGCUGCGGAUUUCGUGCGUGGAUAUUAAGGCUAACAGUAGCACGAAGUAGAUAGUGUCUUUUUCUGUGGUUGUGGGUUUAUUUGGUGAACCGGUACUCCAUUGCGAAUAAACCUGUGCACACAACCAUAGAGCUGAGCACUCACCGGAGGCGUUGCACAGGGCUCCGGCCUGCCUUCGAAGGUGAGACCUCUGGGGCUGACAGGACCACGACAGCGCCGGCGCUUAGUUAGUAGAAGAUAAGUUCUUGCCCGACUUUUCUUUUUUCGGUUUUUGUUUUUUCUAGUUAGAUAUGCUCCACCAACAUAUAUUUAUAUUAAUGUUGUAUGUUUUUAAUAGCCUAUUAUAUCCAUACUACUUAUUUUUGGAAGUGCCACUCAGGACGCCCACGGAUUUCAAAUUCAGCCUGCUCAUUACAAUCGUCACCAUGAUGCAUCAGCGCUCUUACUUCAAUAAAAGUUCCUUGAUUUUUUUUUUCAUGCAACACGAACUUCCUCUGAAGUUUUUCUUAUCAGUGGUCACUAUCAGUAAAAUAAGUGAGACUUUUCGUAAUAUGUUUUAAUAUCCUACUUAAUCGAAAAGCGCUAACACACAAGGCGGUGGGGACAACGAUUUAGACCGCACAGUCCUCUCCGGGGAACAGAUGGCGCAGAUGAAGACAGGUAACCAGGGCUCCAAAAUCCAGCCAGUUGACGGCGACGUCACACAACUCCCAUCACCAGCUGACGUGAGGGUCAGCACAGAAGAGUCUGAACGCAAUAAACGAAGUCGUAGUAAUUAAGGCUCCUGAGGCAUAAUAUUGAAUAAUUUAUUUUCGUUUUUUUAAUAGUUAAUACUGUAUGGCUCUGGGAUUUGGUUCCCUGAAUUUGAGCACAAGAAUUCUCUUCUUGUUUUUCUUAUGAUCAAAAUCAGGCUACCACUACCUAGCACUAGAGCCAUUUAAAUACUCCAUAACAAACUAUAUAAUCUAAAUCUUCUUCUACACAUGAGGGUGGAGUCGUCUUUUUGUUUCUUUUAUUUGGCUACUUUUUCUUCAUCAUCAUCGUCAUCCAUCAAUCAUUCAAUAACAAUACGCUGUAGCAGCUGUACAACAAUCAACAUUGAAACACUUAAUAUACUUGAUGCCAGAGGCGAAAUUCAUUGGGAUGGACGUGGACGAGCCAGUUUGUGCAGAUGAUUGAAGAAAAUUAAGAUUGUCAAUGUCAAAUUAUUAUGUUGGUUUUGUAAGCGCUUGCGCUAAAAGAAUAAAGAGGAGAAGAAGCAAAGCGCAACAAGAUCACCUCCACAGCCCUCGCAUGUCGACGCUUCCUUGGAGGAAAGUCGCAUCCCGCUCUCUAGCUCCGAAAAUGCUGGUGUGACAGAAGAGAAAAUCCCUAUUUUGGCGGCCACCAAUGACACUUUGAUGUCAAUUGACCACGACAAGCAGGUACUACUAGUGCUUGCGGCACAUGAUUAUACAUAUACCUGUUCUUAUUUUCAUGUCCUGCUCAUAUGAAAAUGAACUUCACUUGAUGCCUUUUGAUGUCGAUGAGUAUUUUUUACAUCAUUUAAAAAAGUCAACACCGCCUUCUCGGUGCAACUGCAUACAGUAAAAAAAUUUCGUUUCCCUGCUUCGGAGGCCGCGCGAUGAGCUCGUCUCUUCGUGACUUAUUUUAUCGCGUUUUUGUUUUUCAUCUUACUCAAGUCGGUCCCCCCUCGCUACCCUUGGAGUCGAGUCAGGGUUCUAGGAGGGUUCGAUCAUGUGGUGUGCAGUAUGAUCCAUAACGAUAACCUAGAAUCGUAACCGAAUUCCUCAGACUCGUCCGAUGCUCUCCGUAUCGGAUGUUACUUCGUCCUCGCGUCCCGUGGGAGUCUCUCUGAGCAAAAAUAUCGACCGGGGUUUGAUAGAGGCCACGUUAGCAGCGAAUUUAGGAGGAGGUGUUGCGACUCCUGCUGGAGGAACACUGGGCACGAUGGGGCCUCCAGUGAGCUCUCGGUCCAACGCCACGAUCGGUGGCGCGUCCGCAGGCAGCAGUCGCACUCUGCUCCAUGGUGUACUACCAGGUGGAGCCUCGGGAACCACCGGAGGAGGAACAAGUCCCGCGCUGGACCCGAAUGCCGGGGAUGUGGACAACGUGGGCAUGGACAUGAUGGACGAGAGAGACGCGCAACUACUAGCUGGCUUCACAGGAGCGGACGGCACGCUGGCGAGACCCUCUCGUCGUCGCGGGCCAUCCGCAUUGGCUGAUAAACCGACAUUAAGGCUGUGGUUUCAAGAAAGUGCUCAGCGUCAACGCAAGUAGCUAUAUGAAGAUGAAAACGGAAGCAGGUACAAGAUGAAGAUAAUAAAGGACGCAGGUCCAAGAUGGAGAUGAUAACGUAAGUUUGUCUUGUCGGACGAAGAUAAUAACGCAAGCAGGGACAACGACAGAUAAAUAACGGAAGCAGCUAGAACACAAUUACUAGGUGGAAUAUGAAUGACCCAUCCGAAGAUAAAUGACCCUAGGAUUGCAUCGUAAAAGCUUUUUUUUUGUAGUCGUAAUAGAAAAUGAAGAACCCGUCCAUCGUCCUCAUUGAUUAUACUCGUCCGUGAUUUAUGGAUAACCCAUCCUGCCAGCAUCGUUAUCGUAGAAGAGGCUGAAAAGGCUCUAAAGCUAUUAAUGAUUAUUACUUAGAUAACCCCCCGAGCUGUAGAGCUCAUCUUCGAAUUUUGGAGUCGACGCGAGCACGUGUGAGCAGUCGCAGUGUGGACGUAGAUAAGCGAAGAUCAUUUCGUGGAGAUCGACAACUGCAGGAUGCUGCAUGGUCAAGAGACCAUCCCCAGCACAUGGUCGAUUUUCACCAGCAACUGCGUCAAUCCACUCAAUCCUUAUGCUGGCUUAAUCAUGUCCUAGAUGUUCAUCCAGAAGACUCGAAUUCGUGAACUUCUACUUCAAUAUCGUAUAAUCGUGUUAGGAUAGACUAUGGGAGCUCUCCUAAGCAAGUAGGGAAGAAGUGGUAGUGGAGUAACUACACAAUCACUGAAAUUUACAAUCAAUUAAGUAACACGAUCAUACAGAAGAUUGAUGCACGACAUGCAUCGAAGGAACGAAGCGGAUAGGUCUAACAUCGGGGGCGCUGUCGGGUGGCUCGUCCCUACCACGCAGCCCCAACCGCGGCGUCGAGCCGGUUACCGCUGGCAUUGCAUUGUAUUCAGGCACUGGCGGAAAGCCCGCCAGUGUGGAUAGAUUGGUGGUUGAGCCCCUAGAAGGUGGUGACGCUGAAGUAAAGCAGAAUCGCGUUGCGAGACUACGCGCAGAACAUGGGAAAAAGAAAAGAAGAGAAAGUGGUACCAGUUCUUGCAAGCAGUCACUCUUCUUUAAAAUAUAACAGAGCGCUUUAUAGCACGCAUGGCGCAUGGAGUAGCAUACUAUGAAUAACUCUGAUAUAGGUAUGUUGCAUUGGAGCAGGACGAUACAGAUACUAGUGGAGGUACAUCUUCAAGGUGGAAGAAGUAAAGGAGGACUAGGUAGUAUGUAGCAGACAUCACAUCACUAGACUAGUGCUGUUUGAUUUUCUGUUCCUUACCGCAACAAGUAGUUGAAGCAUUACCCACUCAUGACGAGAGACCUGUACUACUAGAGCAAUACUUACUUUGUGGGUCCCGGCCAAGGAUUCUGGUGACAAUGCGGACCAUGCAUGUCUACUUAACCUUGAUGACGUCUGAAUCCCCAUCUUUUAAAACUAAUAGAAGGAGGUGAAAGUAAUAUAAUGUGUCUUUAAGAACUAAAGAUUACACUUGAUUAUUCUUUGUAGUGGCUCUCUACAAUACAGAGGACGCUUCAACGAAGUCUCAAAAGGCCACGAAUAACGGUGGGCGAACAGUGCGUACUCGAGGGGCAGCGGCGCAGCAGUCAGGAAGAGGUGUUCCAGUUUUCGCACCGACAGCGGACGAAGUGCGUAGUCCGGUGCUGAGGCUUCCCGCCUCCGGACCGAUCGACCCUUCCAGAGGCCACUUUGGAACGUCGUCAGCAGGUAAGGAAUUUCGGCAGAAAAGUAAUUGGGUCUACGCAGGGAGGGGAUCGGCAGUGCUGGAGGAGGAGGAAGAGGCGAUAUUUGCUGCGACAGCCUCCGGCUCCGCCUCAUUCUCACCCGCGGGGAACCAGUCUCGUUACCGAGCAGGUCCAAAAGCGCGCUAUGGCCACGUGGCCUCGACCUCUUCGAACACUCGACGUCCUUCGAAGAACUACAACAACGCACAGAGACCAGACCGCUCUGGAUCGCCCCCAGCCUCGCGUGGACAGCGAGGAGCAAAUAGUCGAGAAGGGUCGACGCAGGAACGCACUGGAGCGAAGAGUAACCUCGUGCCGUCAAGUAACGACCUAGCUAGCUGGCUAGAAAAUCUACCGACAAUGUCUGAUAACGAACGAGCCAAGCUUGUUCUAGAUUUGGUAUCUUUAAAUUGUCACUUCUUUGUUUAACUGAUUUUUAACGAGAUACUACAUGAUUCUGAUAUAGCUGCACUAGGUUGUCACCAUUAUUGUAGCUUACUUUUCAUGCCGAAACAGGGACUAGAAAUAUAUACAUUUGUCGGAUUCAGCAGGCAUACUUUUAACAUAUUCGAACUAUAUCAGGAGAAAACUGAAAAGGUCGGAAAACUUUUCUACUCCUAGUAUUCAAAUUAAUUGCUCUUUCUAGGUCGCGAAGCUGCAUUUUUUAUCGAAGUGCACCAUGGGUGCGGACAUUAUCUGGCAAGCAUGUGCAGAUUUGCGGCUACUGGGGUACUUGUCGGAGCGUACAAAGCAACGAAUUUUAGCCCUUGAAACGAGCAAUGACUUGGCUUUUGCCUCUGCACUGGAGAAAAGCCUCUCCCCUGAAGCUGGCUCUGGUAUCGGAAAAAGUACAGGAGCUAGUGCAUCGGAGCUUGCGACAGAAUGCGAAAACUUGAAAAUCGAACUAGCAAUCACGAGGAUGGAACUAGAGCAACUGCGUAGCGGCGGUGCCCAGGCAGCUGGUGGAGAUGCUGCAGGUCUAGUGCCGCAAGAGGAUCAGUUCGGCGUCCUCGUUGGAGCAUCUUCGGCCUCUGGAGGGGGUACCUCUAAGAACAACAUUACAACUCUAGUAUCUUCUACUGGUGCAGCUGCAGCUCUGGACGGUACUUCUCCUGCUUCUGCGGGGUCCUCGAUGAGAACGGCGGGGGAGAGGUCCAAUUUACUGUUGCGCUCGCAGAUGCUGAAUCCGCCUCCGAGAGGACCGCGCGCUAUCUUCGGUCCCGAGCUCGCGAACUACGCUGCAGGUGAGACGCUUUCGGGAAUUAACGCGGACCUCGAGAAGCAUUUGCGCUACUUGAAGUUUCGAGAGCACACGUUGGAGAUCGACACGUCGCCAAGGGAGCGCGGCAACCUCUCGCCAGACGACGUGUGGUCACCACUCUCAGAAGAGGGCAAUUACGACGAACUGAGCGGUGCCAUGUCCGUGUCGUCCCCUAGUACAAGCAAACGGACGUACUAUUCCCAUGUUGUGGAGCGCACGGAUCAAGUGUCGCCGGCGCUUGCACUAUUGGAUGGCGUGCAGGUACUACUCUUCUUUGACAAUCAUUUUCGCGUCCAUCACUAUCUAUAAGUCUGUAAAUGUAAAUGUUGUGUCCAUCACUAAGUCUGUAAAUGUAAAUGUUGUAUCAUCUACUAUCAGUUUAUGCCUACUUCUCACCUCUCGCAAUAUAUAACUGGUAAGUUAUAAUAGUUUUCAAUCUUUCUUCUAGACAUCGCAUUUAACGUUUAUGGUGGAGCGGUUUCCGACGGUGCGGACGAAAGCCCAGCUAGCAAAAAUCAUGAACGAAGUCGACGCUUUUGACCUCCACGCACUGCGAACGUUGCCGAAGCCGGAUGCAAUGAGCAAAUUGAGUCUGCAGCGUGUUCUCAAAGCUCUGCCAGCUGUUGCGCACACACUUUUGCGCAAAGUCGUCCUCGGCGCACCGCCGUGUACUAAUUCGAACAGUCGCAGCGCGGGACAUAAAAAUUCUGCCUCUUUGACAAGUUCGCUAGUGUCAAUCGAAGGAAUCGACUCAGCAGUGGAUCGAGGAGAAGGUACUAUCACUUCCUGCAGAUGAUGAUGAAUCAUCACUCGUUUACUUAUAGAAUUUGGAUAAAACCUAAGCAUACAAUAUCAUGUUGGACUUCCUUGGAGAAACUCAUCAAUUUUUCUGGAAGCAUACUUGUUUUUACCGUGGAUCAAUCCCACUCGAUUGAGAUUCGAAGGUUCGUUGUUUUGUCAUGUUAUUUGAAAUUCUUGUAGCAUUUCUAAUUCGAGUCGAGUAACACCACAGUUGACCAUGUUGAGUAACUGUUGUAACCUUUUUUAGGUCUGAUCCAAGUUUUGUAUCCGGAUCGUGCUUCGCUGCUAGCGAGACUGAGGGAAGAGCCGCCUUCGGAGCAACUAGAACUGUUGAUGUCUGUGGUGCGUGACAAGAUGGAGGACGUACAAGUGGGGUUCUUGCGCCACCUGCUGCAGCCGGACCCCGAUAGCAAGUUGCAUAUGCGCAAAGUGCUGAAUCAGCUGGACAAUAGCGUAGUCCCACGGCUCUACACGGUGCUUGUGCGAGGCAUGCACGAGGAAGAGCAUUGCAGUGUGACCGAUGGAAGUGCGAUCGACGGCGGCGACCGCAGCGCGAAUGACGGCGCCGAGGAACGCCGCAGGUCGAAGAGAAGCAACGCUUCCAAGAAUAGUAACAGAAAACGGAGCUCUUCUCCUGGCGCGUCCUGCAUAGAUCAGCAGGACGAUGCUCCAGGAGGUGAUGAAUUUGAGGAGGCGGGAGAAACCCAGACUGUCGCUGACGGUUUAUCUGUAUCAAUCGCAUCACCGGGACUGGGUGGAAGUGCUGGACGGAGUGACGGUCCUCGAAAGAACUUCGCAACAUCAACAAGUGCCGUAUCUUCAUAUCCAGCUGCAGGAGCAGACUCCACGGGUAAUUUUCCGGCGUCAGGCGCUUCCUCAUCGUCCUCGUCGGGUUCAUCGUCCUCCUCAUCAUCAUCUGACGAGCAGCAAGAAGCACUUCCGAUUAAGAAGACCAAGGCAGCCGCGCGACCUCGAGGAGAAGGUGAGGCGACCUUCGAGAUGACCAUGGAACCAAGCUCAACAGCUCUUAUGAUCAGCAACAGCAGCCAAAGGCAAUAAGGAUAAGACGCACUUCUAUGUUUGAUUUUGAUAAUGUUGUCCCUGAUGGAUGAUGACUCUUACAUGAUCAAGGAGUAAUUCAAUUUUUUCGGGCCUGAUGUAGAUUUAGACAGUAGAACACCAAGAAAAAAAAAAUCAUGAGCAUGACACCAGAGACACACAUAUCGCAUGUCAAUGGCAUGCAGCUUAACAACAGAACAACCCUGCCCUCUUUCCUUGAAUUUAGUUUUCUGCCUCAUCAACAUGCGGGUUGUACAGGGUCGUGAGCAAGAUACAGGUACAUCUUGACGGACGUUAAUUUAUUUGUCGUAAACAAGUAGAACAUACAUCAGAAACCAAAAGCGUAAGCAUAUAUUAGUUUAUUACAUUACCACGACCUAUCAAUCUAUUUUUAUUCUUUACAGUUCCACUCUAUCUAGAGACUUAAGUAGACUUUCAAGAGGCCUGGGUAUACCUUAUUCUUACACCUCCUAUAAUCAUUCAUAUACAUAUUUCUUCGAUGUUCUUGUUUCUUAGCGUAGCGCUACCAGCUAGCCCUAGGACGUAGUUUUGUUUUUGGCUCUUCAGCAGCCAUUCAUGUCUGCCAGUUUUCCUGGUGGGCCCAGACCUAACCUAACCUCUAAUAGCUGCCACCACGACGACCUCCUCCUCCCAGUGGUGGAACAGGACCGCAGCAGUGGUAAACAUCGCGGGAUCCCGGCUCCAGGCGCGUCGCCGACCCGAUUGUCCGGCUCUCGCGUUCGGCGGACCGUCGAUCUAGACUCGUUCUUAGUUAAGGGCUUCCACAUUACAUUCAUUACCUUCUUCACUGCCAUUCUGGGCUUGCGUUGCAGUGAGUAGGAUUCAUAGGAAAGAAGUCAGAAAAGUUUCGAAGAAUGCAAUACUGCAACCUCUAACUUGGACACUCUCGUGGAUGACGAAGUCGCGACGCAGAUUUCCUCGCCGACCGGGAAGAGCCUCGAUGACAUCUCCCCGAAUGACGAGUUGAAACGCAAGAUCGCGGCUCUAAGAGGAAGUCGGCGGCCGCCUUCGGCAAAGUCCACUGGCUAGGGUUGCUAAGGCUCGAGUCGUACGACAGAUUCGUGCUUCAGCUAUUCCAGCUUAAGGCUUGCACAAAAAAUUUCUGAUAAUAUAUCAGGUAUAGUAGAACAAACACACUUAUUGUAGUUUUCGUUUUAGCAUCAAAACAAGAUCCGGAAGAAGAAGAAGAAGAUGAGUUAGAUUUUUUGAUGUAUGGAUAUGGACGCUGACUCAAACAUAGAGACCCAGCAGUUGACGAGCAACUGACUCGUUCAAAUUACACAAAGUAGAAAUAACAAUAAGUGAAAAUAGAAAUACACCAAAGAAACGAUCAGGAUAUUGAGAUUGAACUAAGCCAUAUAUUAGGUAAAAAAUCCUUUCUCGACUGGUCAACAGAGUGGAAUAGCACAAUGAAAGUAAUAUCUGAAUAUUAGGUAUUUGUAGUUUAAGUUGAUGUUAUCUAAACAUUUAUCAUGCGCAGUUGUGAAUCUGACUUCUAAUCAAAGUAACAAAAGUUGACACCGAACUGAGAUACAAAAUGUACAUGGCGUUCGCUGGGCGCAACAAGAACAACUGAAUCUAUGGUCACAGGCAGGACUGAUCACUCUAUUCUCUCUCUCACAACUUGUUAGCAACUCAAUCUCUCAGAUACAUACAUAGCUCGUGGAAGACGAUUUCAAACGGAAAGACAUACGUCUUUGCAUAAGAAUUUUCAAAAAAAAUAGGAACAUGUUAUCAUUGCACAGUAAGUCCAGUCUAGUACUAUCAAAAUAGGAGCAUGUUGUUGUACCCAUUGCACAGUAAGACUACUAGUCUAACACAACUAUGAAGUCGAGUAUUCAAUACAGUUAUAGAUUUUUAUCGAGUAGAUAACAAACAUGAACAUCACAAUCUCAAAAAUCACUGAAGUAGCUCACAACAUUGUACAUUAUAUCUUUGAAUCUUUCUCGUCGAGGUGUUCUUGUAAACAAGAACGUGAGAAAGCCGUCUGGAGUAAGCUUUCUAUUGAUGUGGUGUUUGUCCUUCCGAGUAGAUUCGAGCGCGUACAUGCCGCAUCGUGGCAGGCUUGGAAGCAGCGCGUUUACUAACUGCUCACGAAAAAUCUAUUUAGGAAGGAAAGGACGUAUGCAACAAAAGCUUGUACAGAUCAUUACCUUGUAUGACUAAUAUCAUAAGUAGUGUACGUGCACUUAGAGAUCAUAUGGGUAGCAGUACGAAAAAAGUAGUAGAUGGAUGUACUAUAUUGUUGGGUCGUCGUGAAAUUGGAAUAGUCAUUGGUUAUUGUUACAGAUGAAAAAUCAAAAUGCGAUAAUAAGGUUAAGGAUUUGAUGGUUAAUCUUCUUAUAAGCAUGAGUUAUCUACUUGACAAGCAUUAUUUUAGACACACACACACACUUCGAUUUUCACUUGUACUCGUCCAUAAUUCUCAUUUUUGCAAGACGUUAAUGUAGCAGAAGUAGAGAGUUUAGGCGUACGGCAAGAACACAGACAUGGAGAAAAGACGUCGACUCAUUUUGCUUCAGCCAGGAGCACCAGGUAGACUCAUUUAUAGUUUGCAAGACAAAACGAAAAGGAAAACAAUCCCAGGCGAUGGCCAUUAGAGGCUGGUCGUGUCUAGAGAAAAACUGCUCAGAGCGGCAAAGAGACCUCAAAUAU
Amoebophrya sp. A25 is the source of this 11119-nucleotide messenger RNA. NCBI's taxonomy places the organism in Eukaryota, Dinophyceae, Syndiniales, Amoebophryaceae. The record is from the annotation of a GenBank genome assembly.